Molecule: messenger RNA, 1889 nt
Organism: Salvia miltiorrhiza (redroot sage)
Lineage: Eukaryota; Viridiplantae; Streptophyta; Magnoliopsida; Lamiales; Lamiaceae
Product: pentatricopeptide repeat-containing protein At1g34160-like
Exons: 1
Coding region: 79-1803 (574 amino acids)
Biological process (GO): RNA modification
Molecular function (GO): protein binding; RNA binding; zinc ion binding
Source: RefSeq, a predicted model, not a curated record
AAAAACUAGAGUGUGUUCAUCAUUUUCUGCAGAGGUGGUUACAAAAAGUAUUGUCUGGCAAAAUUUAAAUGGGCAUUAAUGGCCUACGUCGAAUCGAUCUUGCAGAAAUGCACCUCCUUCCCCCAAAUCCGGCAGCUCCACGCCCACCUCCUCGUCACCGGCCUCUUCCGCCUCCACUACUCCCGCUCCAAGUUCAUCGACUUCUGCGCCACCUCCUCCGCCGCCACCCUGCCCUACAGCGCCGCCAUCUUCCGCUCCGUCCCCACCCCCCUGACCAACGACUGGAACGCCCUCAUCCGCGGCCACGCGCAGAGCCACCACCCCAUCAACGCAAUCACAUGUUACCUCCUCAUGUCGCGCGCCACCUGCAAAUCCGACGCCCUCACCUGCUCCUUCUUCCUCAAGGCCUGCGCCCGCGCAUUAGCCCCGAUCGAGUCCUUCCAGAUGCACGCACACGUGCUGAAAUUAGGGUUCGACGCGGAUGUUCUCCUGCAGACCACGCUGCUCGACGCCUACGCCAAAUUUGGGGAUUUGGAUAGCGCGUGCAAGGUGUUUGAUAAAAUGACUAAGAGGGAUAUCGCGAGCUGGAACGCCUUGAUCUCUGGGCUGGCGCAGGGGAAUCAGCCGCAUGAAGCGCUGAAGCUGUUUGAUAAGAUGACUCAAUCGAAUAUGAUGCCGAACGAGGUCACUGUCUUAGGCGCGCUGGCCGCGUGCGCUCAGCUUGGGGCCAUCGGAGAGGGAGAAAGAGUGUGUGAUUACAUAAAAAUUAACCGAUUUGAUGAGAAUGUGAUUGUGUGCAAUGCCGUGAUUGACAUGUACGCGAAAUGCGGGAUGGUAGAGAAGGCGUAUAGCGUCUUCGAGGGCAUGAGGUGUUGCAAAAGCAUAAUCACAUGGAACACGAUGAUCAUGGCGUUUGCAAUGGACGGCGACGGAGAGAAAGCAAUGGAGCUCUUGAGCCGCAUGGGCGGGGCAGGGGCGGCGCCGGAUGAUGUCACUUUCUUGGCAGCAUUGUGUGCCUGCAACCAUUCAGGGAUGGUGGAGGAAGGGCUGCGCCUCUUCGAAUCCAUGGAGGACCACGGCGUGAGGGGGAACAUGAAGCACUACGGGAGCGUGGUGGAUCUGCUGGGGCGAGCGGGGAGAUUGGAGAAGGCGUUCGACAUCGCCGAGUCCAUGCCCAUGCCACCGGAUGCCGUGCUGUGGCAGACCCUCCUAGGCGCUGCAAAGACGCACGGGAACGUGGAGAUGGCGGAGAUGGCAUCAAGGAGGCUCGCGGAGAUGGGGUCGAGCGCGUGUGGGGACUUUGUGCUGCUGUCGAACGUGUACGCUGCACAUUCGAGGUGGGGCGACGUGGGGAGGGUGAGGGAGGCGAUGAGGAAGAAGAAGGUCAAGAAGGUGCCCGGGUUCAGCUACAUUGAGAUGAAUGGUGCCAUAUUCCAGUUCUACAAUGGCGACAAAAGCCAUCCAAAUUGGAGAGAGAUAUAUGGGAAAGUGGAAGAGAUUACUUGUAGAAUUAGAGAAUUUGGGUAUGAGGCGGAAACUAACUAUGUGUUGCAUGAUAUAGAGAAUGAAGAGAAGGAGAAUGCGUUGUGUUAUCACAGUGAGAAAUUGGCUUUGGCCUUUGGUUUGAUCAGUGGAAAGGAGGGGAGUGUGAUUAGCAUUAAUAAGAAUCUUAGGAUAUGUGGGGAUUGCCAUGUGGUGAUGAAGCUUGUUUCCAAAUUGUAUGAUACAGAGAUUAUUGUGAGGGAUCGCACGAGAUUCCACAGAUUCAAGGAGGGCUCUUGUUCUUGUAAAGAUUUUUGGUGAGAUCAUAAAUUUCUUGAUAUAGUCAUAUUUGUUUGAGUGCAGUUGAUUCUGAGUGAUUAUGUAUGGCUGAGUUUUAUCCUCUCAAA